AUGGCUCACAUUGUAAGGAAGCUACGCUUAUCGCCAUCGAAAAUAAGACAAUUUUCCAAUUCAUCACAGCUCAAUGAUGUUUUUAUAUUAUCUGCCGUCAGGACUCCGAUGGGGUCAUUUCAAAGUGCCUUAGCACCUGUUUCGGCCCCUCAAUUGGGUGCUGUUGCCUUAGAGAACGCCAUACAAAGAGCAAAUUUAAAAAAAGAAGAUGUUCAAGAAGUUUUCAUGGGAUGCGUCUUACAAGGGGGUGUAGGCCAAGCACCAGCUAGGCAAGCUACUCUUUUUGCAGGUUUACCACAAGCUACUGUCUGCACAACAAUAAACAAAGUUUGCUCAUCUGGUAUGAAAGCCAUAAUGUUAGCCAGUCAAGUUAUAAUGACUAAUGGUCAAGAAGUGUGUGCUGCUGGCGGAAUGGAAUCUAUGUCAAAUGCUCCCUAUUACAUGGACAGAGGAACUACUCCUUAUGGUGGUGUUCAUUUAAAAGAUGCCAUAGUUUUCGAUGGUUUGACUGAUGUUUAUGAUAAAAUUCACAUGGGAGUAUGUGCAGAAAAAUGUGCCACAGAUCAUGGAUUGACAAAGGAAGAUCAGGAUAAAUAUGCAAUACAAAGUUAUAAAAAUUCUGCUAAAGCUCAUGAAAGUGGAGUUUUUAAAAAUGAAAUAGUACAAGUAGUUGUUAAAAAAAAAAAAGAAGAAAAAGUCGUUGUCGAAGAUGAGGAAUACAAGAGAGUGGAUUUUGCAAAAUUUCCAUCAUUAAGACCAGUUUUUAAGAAAGAAAAUGGUACAGUUACAGCAGGGAAUGCUUCAACAUUAAAUGAUGGUGCUGCUGCUUUGAUAUUAGCUUCUGGUGAAUAUGUAAAAUGCAAAGGUUUAAAACCUUUGGCUAAAGUUAUUUCAUUCGCUGAUGGAGCUGUUGCUCCAAUCGACUUUCCAAUUGCUCCCACUGCUGCCAUUCCUAAAGCUUUAAAACUUGCAAAUUUAUCAGUCGAUCAAAUUGCUCAAUGGGAAAUCAAUGAAGCUUUUAGUGUGGUUGCUUUGGCAAACAUGAAAAUAUUGAAAUUAGAUCCAUCAAAAGUCAAUAAACAUGGAGGUGCUGUUAGUUUAGGACAUCCCAUAGGUAUGUCAGGUGCAAGAAUCGUUGGUCAUUUGGUACAUUCUUUAGCUUCUGGUGAAUAUGGUUGUGCAGCAAUUUGUAAUGGUGGAGGUGGAGCUUCUUCUAUUAUUAUUCAAAAGUUAUAA
Messenger RNA from Pediculus humanus corporis (human body louse), 1236 nucleotides. Its product is annotated as acetyl-CoA acetyltransferase, putative. Gene Ontology annotation, molecular function: acetyl-CoA C-acetyltransferase activity. The coding region runs from base 1 to 1236 and encodes 411 amino acids. Lineage: Eukaryota; Metazoa; Arthropoda; Insecta; Psocodea; Pediculidae. The transcript has 6 exons. Gene Ontology annotation, biological process: fatty acid beta-oxidation. The record is from RefSeq and is a predicted model, not a curated record.